Messenger RNA from Pecten maximus, 4205 nucleotides. RefSeq lists its product as uncharacterized. NCBI's taxonomy places the organism in Eukaryota, Metazoa, Mollusca, Bivalvia, Pectinida, Pectinidae. The record is from RefSeq and is a predicted model, not a curated record. Bases 159 to 3368 code for a protein of 1069 amino acids. Gene Ontology annotation, molecular function: nucleic acid binding. Gene Ontology annotation, biological process: DNA integration. The transcript has 2 exons.
AGUCUGGAAACAAGGUGGCGUCCGUUACAGAAGCUAGCGUUGGCGAUAACAAGUUGCAAUAUACCAGAAGAGACAAGAAGAAAGAUGUACCUAAGAGGAGGAAAAGAGGCCCAGCUGGUCAAGGUAAUGACGGUACGGAGCUUAGCUUGUCGUGUGACAUGAAGAUACCCUAUUCAACAGAGAUGCCGGUAGUAACGGGACGUAUCGGGGUACGCCUUGUCAAGGUAUUGAGAGACACCGGGUGCAGUGGUGUUGUUGUUCGGCGAAGUUUGGUUGAACCUUUACAGAUAACAGACCGCACAAAGACUUGUACUUUGGCUGAUGGUUCGAAGCUGAAUGUGCCAAUUGCAGAGUUGGAGGUGGAUACGCCGUACCUGAGAGGCACUAUAGAAGCCUGGGUACUCGAUACGCCGUUAUAUGACCUGAUAGUAGGUAACGUCGUUGGGGCCAAACCCCCGGACCAACCUAAUAAAAGUUGGACUGAGGAAGAUACUACUCUACAAGCAGUUGAGACCAGACAACAGAAGAAAACGAAGGGGAAUUACAGACCACUAAAGGUUCCGGAAAUGCUUAGAGACAUUGGAAGUUUAGAUGAACUGAAGGCGGAACAGGAGAGUGAUGCUACGUUGGGAAAAUUCAGGAAGCUGACAGAGAAGUCAGAAGUUUUUGAACGAGGUGACGGGGGACACUCGAAGAUAUAUUACCAUAAGGGCAUUUUGUACAGGAAGUUCUACAGUCCGAGAACAGCGAAUGGUAAGGUCUUUCGUCAACUGGUAGUUCCAGAGAAGUUUAGGCAGACAGUUUUGAAGCUGGCCCAUGAGUCUAUCAUGGCGGGACAUCUUGCAGCCAAACGGACAGCUAGUAGGAUUUUAUCUGAAUUUUAUUGGCCGGGAGUCCAGGCAGACGUCACCCGCUUUUGUAGGUCAUGCGAUGCAUGUCAGAGGACCUUUCCCAAAGGAAGAGUUGCAAAGGCGCCACUUGGAAGUAUGCCACUCGUCGAAACCCCAUUCAAGCGAGUUGCUGUGGACAUUGUCGGACCAUUGGAUCCUGCCACUGAUAAAGGUAAUCGUUAUAUUCUUACGGUCGUCGAUUAUGCUACGAGAUAUCCGGAAGCAGUCGCUCUUCGCGGAAUUGAGACAGAACGUGUAGCGGAGGCUCUGGUAGACAUAUUCAGCCGAGUAGGUGUCCCGGCUGAAAUGUUAACGGACCAGGGUGCCCAAUUUACUUCAGAGUUGAUGAAGGAGGUGAGCAGACUUCUAUCUAUAAGGCAGUUGACAACUACGCCUUACCACCCAAUGUGUAAUGGGCUGGUCGAGAAGUUCAAUGGCACUUUGAAGCAAAUGUUGAGGCGCAUGAGCACUGAGAGGCCGAAGGACUGGGACCGUUUCAUCAACGCCCUACUCUUUGCAUAUAGAGAGGUUCCCCAGGAGAGCCUAGGGUUUUCCCCAUUUGAGAUGCUAUAUGGACGAACAGUUCGGGGACCCAUGAUGAUCCUACGUGAGCUAUGGAGUAAGGAUUUGCCUGAUGAUGAAGUCAAAACGACCUAUCAGUACGUCAUGGAUUUAAGGGAGAAAUUGGAGAAGACCUGCGAGGUUGCGAUGGACAAUCUUCGAGAGGCGAGGACACGACAGAGGAAGCAGUUCAACAAACGGGCCAAGCAACGAGACUUGAAACCGGGGGAUAAGGUACUGCUGCCGACCAAGGCAAACAAGUUGCUACUUCAGUGGAGGGGGCCUUAUGAUGUUGUUGAGAAAGUUGGACCUACCGAUUAUAGGGUCAACCGAGAAGGCAAGAUAAAAGUCCUUCACAUUAAUCUGCUUAGGAAGUACGUCGAACCAAAGCGUGGGAGUGACCUAGGAGGAUUUCUAGCUUGCGUAAUGACGGCUGUGUUGGACGAGAGUGACCAAGGAGAUGAUAUAAAUCAUGACAGAAUUUUAGAAGCUUUACCAGGUGACCGGGGAAAUGAAACUCAAGAUGAUGUUGUUGUGUGUCAAGAUCUCACAAAGGACCAGAGUAGAGAUGUGCAAUGCCUCAUACAGGAGUUCAAGGAUGUACUGACAGAUGUCCCUGGGAGCACCAGCUUGAUUGAACACGAGAUCCAUACCACUACAUCGGAUCCAGUACGGGUUAAGUCUUAUCCUUUGCCCUACACUACAAAGGAGGUCAUCAACGAAGAAGUUGGAAAGAUGUUGGAGAUGAGGGUCAUCGAACCAUCAACUUCACCUUAUUCUUCACCCGUAGUGAUGGUAAAGAAGAAAGAUGGAUCCAACAGAUUCUGCAUAGACUUCCGUGGGCUCAACCGUGUGACUAUUUUUGAUGCUGAACCAAUGCCUAACACAGAGGACAUUUUCGCCCGUCUAGGAAACGCCAGGUAUUUUUCCAAGUUAGACCUCAGCAAAGGUUAUUGGCAAGUUCCAUUAUCAGCUGACGCCAAGGAGAUGACGGCUUUCACCACACCCCGGGGAUUAUUCCAGUUUCGGGUAAUGCCCUUUGGACUUGUCAAUGCGCCCGCGACUUUCAGUCGUUUGAUGAGGAAAUUGCUUCGGGGAAUGGACCAUCUGGAUAACUUCAUUGAUGAUAUCAUCAUAUACACUGACACCUGGGAGAAACACAUGGACGUUUUGAGUGAGUUAUUUUCCCGGUUGAGGAACGCGGGACUUACUGCAAGACCGACAAAGUGCUCUAUAGCAUUUGGGAGUUUGUCAUGUUUGGGACAUGUGGUCGGGGAAAGGAGAAUUCAACUGGAGGACGACAAAGUGCAGGCGAUCGCUAGCGCGCCGAGACCGGAGACCAAGAAACAGGUCAGAUCAUUUCUUGGGUUGGCUGGUUUCUAUCGGCGAUUUAUUCCAAACUUUGCCGCUAUUGCAGUACCACUUACUGACCUGACGAGGAAGGGUGCUCCAAAUAAAGUGGAAUGGUUGGAAAGCCAUGAGCGAGCCUAUGCCACUUUAAAGAAACUUUUGACGGCGAGGCCAGUUCUGAAACUGCCAAAUUUGGAGCAGGAUUUUAUCCUAAGAACUGAUGCGUCCGACACCGGACUAGGGGCGGUGCUGCUACAGGAAGAGGAGGGACAGAAGAUGCCUAUCGCGUAUGCCAGUCGGAAGCUUCUUCCUAGGGAACGGAACUACGCGGUCAUCGAGAAGGAGUGCCUCGGGAUCGUAUGGGGAAUACAGAAGUUCGAGUCGUACAUAUACGGAAGAGAAUUCCUACUCGAGACUGAUCACCAGCCAUUGUCCUACCUGAACAAGUCGAAGACAGCCAAUGCGAGACUUAUGAGGUGGGCGUUGUUACUCCAGCCAUAUAGAUUCCGAAUACGCGCCAUAAAGGGUUCGGAUAAUGUGGGAGCGGACUAUUUGAGCAGGAUAUAGUAGCAACAUGCUCCGUGAUGUUGAGAAAAAGUGUAUCCACUUUUUUCCGGAACCCGGGGAUGUUGUCACGAUCGCAUGUGGGUAUAGGGUUGUAUAUGUAUGUCUUUACGUUGUUUUGUGUGUAAUCGUGUGCGCGUAUUUGUAUGGCACGAAUGGAAGUACGGUCAGAGCGGAAGUGCACGUGCGAAAGGUCGGUUAGCGUCACUACAGGUAAGCUAUGCCGUGAGUAAUGGCUGUAGUGUAACCACCUGUAGUCAGAAUCCUUUUGAUCAUGGAUACAGGCACGGAAUACAGACUGUGCUUUCCAUGACGGAGUGAAGUUCCUUGGACAACAGGACACCGGGCAAUCACCACGACUUCGGCAUCAGGACCGGUAGAAAACUCCGGUCAGCCUCAGGAGGUCUGAUGUGAUAAACAGACGGGUCAAAGAGCCAAGGAUGAUAAGGAAUGGUGGUCCGUACUACGGCCACUAGAUCAUGAAGCGGUGACGUCUAACGCUGUUGACGGUAUGACGUUAUAGCCAGCUAGCUCUCAUACUUUACCUGCGGGAAAGUAUUGUUGGGACUCAUAGUGAGUCAUCCCUGUGGGAGGUGCGUGACAUACGAGGGAUAUACCUGAACUGCGGUUCAGUUACUCAUGUGUUUCUGUUUCUUGAGUGGAGAACUUGUGCCUUUAAUGUGUACUUAUACCGGUAUUGUGCUGUUCUGUGUCGACGACUCCGUGACUUUAACCGUAAUUGAAUGUCAGAGUGUGCAAGGGGUGUGAAUGUGCGUUUGUAUGAAUAUAUCUAUUUGCUUUUGUACAUAAUAGUUAAUAAAUAUUGUUUUGUAUAAUCUA